This is a messenger RNA of Halichondria panicea, 1187 nucleotides long. Its product is annotated as lysophosphatidylserine lipase ABHD12-like. Gene Ontology annotation, molecular function: phosphatidylcholine lysophospholipase A1 activity; monoacylglycerol lipase activity. The record is from RefSeq and is a predicted model, not a curated record. The transcript has a single exon. Gene Ontology annotation, biological process: phosphatidylserine catabolic process; monoacylglycerol catabolic process. Bases 1 to 1077 code for a protein of 358 amino acids. NCBI's taxonomy places the organism in Eukaryota, Metazoa, Porifera, Demospongiae, Suberitida, Halichondriidae. Gene Ontology annotation, cellular component: endoplasmic reticulum membrane.
AUGGCCGUGCGCCAUCGAACUACAAAGUUGCAGAAGUUGGAAGCACCAUCAGCACAGAUCAUUGAGCACACACGCCCUUCUACACAACCACCCCCAAAACCCACACAGAGACUGGGCUGCUGUGGCCGCUUCAUCAUCACACUACUUGCUCUAUACGUCAUCUCGAUGGUUGGACUUCGCUCCUGUAACUGGUUGCAGCAAGCCGUCACGUACGUACAUCACGUACGACAACCAUUUUUCCGAAACCUUUCCGAUCUUGCUUCGUUUGGUAUGAACGGUACAAUUGAGUUUGAGCUUUUUCACGAGGACGGCUGUGGAAUCGAAGUUUGGCAUGUUCUACCGAAUUUUUAUCACGGCAACAUUAAUUCUGAAUCACACAAGGAUGACUUUAUUAAAGCAUUGUCAGAUAGCGCUCCGAUACUACUCUACCUUCACGGAAACACUGGAACGAGAGCUAUUUCACAUCGUCUGGAAGUAUACAAGUUCUUUACUCAGAAAGGGUACCACGUGCUAACAUUUGAUUAUCGAGGCUUUGCCAACUCCCAAUGCUACCCCAGCGAGAGAGGAAUGAUGGAAGACGCACAACUACUGUGGAAUUGGAUCAAAAAUAAAGCACCAAACUCGAAGGUCUACAUCUGGGGUCACUCGCUAGGAUCUGCAGCCGCCACCUAUCUCACUAAAGAGCUCUGUGGACUGGGUAGUCUACCUAAUGGGCUGAUUCUCGAUGCUCCCUUCACUGACAUCGCCGACGCUGGUGCGAAUCAUCCUUUUUCACUGCCGUUUUGGCCCAUAAUGCCAAUAUUCAAACACUUCAUUCUGGACGCUUUCACAGAGAAAUUCAACUCUAUUGAGCGAGUUAAACACAUCACCGUGCCGAUGCUCAUACUUCACGGCCAAAGAGAUGGUCUUAUUCCGUUUUAUAUUGGAGAAAAGUUUCACAGGAUGGCUUUGGAGUACAAGAAAGAUCACCCUGAAAUGGGGGAGGUGGAGUUUGUGGAUUGUGGUGAAGCUGGCCACAAGACCAACCAUUUAUCGCCAGCUGCCCAAGAGGCACUGGACAGAUUUAUUACAGUGUAAACAUUGUAGCUUUUGUGUAUACACCUGUUUCCACCAUGCCAGAACUAUCAAUUAAACUAUGUAAUUAGAUUAUUUUUGUCAGUCGAAUAAAGGUAUAAAAAAUUAAUUAA